GAAGGAUUUUAUUUUUUUUUGGGGGGGUGUGGGGGGAGUGAUAGUAAGUAAUAUGGGUAAGUUAAAAAGUUAGAAGAGAAACGGAAUACCACAAAGCCGGCGCCAAUUUCAAUCGAGAUAAGAUUACUGCUACUGAUUAAAUCUUCCCAUUUGCUGUCUCUCUCACUCCCAUCUUGUGGCUCUCACAAAACCUCCUCUUCUCUCUUCUCUAACUCAUAUUACAAAAUAUUUAAGAAAAACAGGUCAGGUCUGCAAGGAGAAGAGAGGGUGAAAGUUUGGAUAGAGAGCCACUAAACCCUAACAACACAAUGACUAUUGCUCUACAAGCUUCCCUUCUCUGCAAUCCUUCACCAUCUCUUACUUCUUAUUCUCCUUCUAAACACCUCCUCCUUCACUCUUCUCCUCGCGGCUACCACCACAACCACUCGUCUCUUCCUCUAUCAAAUAUCUCCUUAUUCACUUGUCUCAAUUCAAGAUUCCAUCUCCUCCCUCUCUCAAUCUCAUGCACAUUGCGUCCGGAGAAUGCAAAUUUACAUCCCGAAUUAACUUCAAAUUCUCCAUCUGGAUUUAACUCAACUUCUCACUCAUCAGAAGUCAACGAGUUUAACUCUGGGGAUGAUUCUCCUAUUUCCAGUGACGUGGAGCUUUUUACAAAUGAAGCUGUGAAAAUUGACAGUGAAAAUGCGGAGACCAAGGGUGAAAAUAAGAACUCAUUGCAAAAAGAAGGUGUUAUGGGCAAAUUACCUUUUGUAGUGUUUUUAAUGGGAUUAUUGGUGACGGCUAAGAAAGGAUUAGAGAAGUUUCUAUCAUCUGAUUGGUUGAGUUGGAUGCCGUUUUGGCAUCAAGAGAAGAGAUUAGACCGCCUUAUUGCUGAAGCUGAUGCCAAUCCUAAAGACGCCAAUAAACAGGCCGCUCUCUUAUCUGAACUCAAUAAGCACAGCCCUGAGUCCGUGAUAAAGAGAUUUGAGCAAAGAGAUCACGCUGUGGAUAGUAAAGGAGUUGCUGAAUAUCUUAGAGCGCUUGUUGUCACUAAUGCUAUUACUGAUUAUCUUCCAGAUGAACAAUCUGGAAGACCUUCUAGUCUUCCUGCUCUGUUACAAGAAUUGAAGCAGCGUGCAUCAGGAAAUGUGGAUGAACCUUUUAUGAACCCUGGCAUUUCUGAGAAGCAACCUUUACAUGUCGUUAUGGUUGACCCUAAAGUGGCAAACAAGUCACGAUUUGCACAAGAGCUUAUCUCAACUAUCUUGUUUACUGUUGCUGUUGGAUUGUUUUGGGUAAUGGGUGCAGCUGCUCUUCAAAAGUAUAUUGGGGGCCUAGGGGGAAUAGGAACUUCUGGAGUUGGCUCAAGUUCUUCAUAUGCGCCCAAGGAGUUAAAUAAAGAAAUUAUGCCUGAGAAAAAUGUUAAAACGUUUAAGGAUGUCAAAGGCUGUGAUGAUGCAAAGCAGGAGCUUGAGGAAGUAGUUGAGUACCUCAAAAACCCAACAAAAUUUACUCGCCUUGGGGGAAAGUUGCCAAAGGGAAUUCUUUUGACAGGAGCACCUGGUACAGGAAAGACAUUGCUUGCCAAGGCGAUUGCUGGAGAAGCUGGGGUACCUUUUUUCUAUAGAGCAGGAUCUGAAUUUGAGGAAAUGUUUGUUGGAGUUGGUGCUCGACGUGUGAGAUCCUUAUUUCAAGCAGCUAAAAAAAAGGCUCCAUGCAUCAUUUUUAUCGAUGAGAUUGAUGCUGUCGGGUCCACACGAAAACAAUGGGAAGGCCAUACUAAGAAAACAUUGCAUCAACUGCUAGUUGAGAUGGAUGGCUUUGAACAGAAUGAGGGGAUCAUUUUGAUGGCAGCAACAAACUUGCCAGACAUUCUCGAUCCAGCUCUGACCAGGCCUGGUAGAUUCGACAGGCAUAUUGUUGUUCUAAAUCCAGACGUACGGGGUCGUCAAGAGAUUUUGGAGUUAUAUCUCCAAGAUAAACCUUUAGCAGAUGAUGUAGAUGUUAAAGCAAUUGCCCGUGGCACUCCAGGCUUCAAUGGAGCAGAUCUUGCAAAUCUAGUUAACAUUGCUGCCAUUAAAGCUGCCGUUGAAGGUGCAGAGAAGUUAACUUCUGCACAGUUGGAGUUUGCAAAAGACAGGAUAGUUAUGGGUACAGAGCGGAAAACUAUGUUCAUAUCAGAAGAAUCUAAGAAGUUAACUGCAUAUCAUGAGAGUGGCCAUGCCAUUGUAGCCUUCAACACUGAUGGUGCACAUCCAAUUCACAAAGCAACAAUAAUGCCACGUGGAUCUGCUUUAGGAAUGGUCACCCAGCUUCCUUCAAAUGAUGAGACAUCAAUUAGCAAAAAGCAGUUAUUAGCUCGUCUUGAUGUUUGUAUGGGAGGAAGAGUUGCAGAAGAGCUCAUAUUUGGACAGGACCAUGUCACUACUGGAGCGAGUAGUGAUCUUCAUACAGCUACCGAACUUGCUCAUUAUAUGGUAUCUAAUUGCGGGAUGAGUGAUGCAAUAGGACCAGUACAUAUCAAAGAGCGGCCAAGUUCUGAAAUGCAGUCACGAAUAGAUGCUGAAGUGGUGAAACUCCUAAGAGAGGCAUAUGAUCGUGUAAAGAAGCUGUUAAAGAAGCAUGAGAAGGCAUUACAUGCAUUAGCAAAUGCUCUUUUGGAGUAUGAAACGCUUAGUGCAGAAGACAUAAAGCGAAUUCUUCUUCCUUACCGAGAAGGACGGCUGACUGAGCAACAAGAAGAACAGCAAGAAGAAGGGGAGCUUGUGUUGGCUUAAUCUUGUAAUCUAGUCAAUGAUUAGGGCUGGGGGGAAGCUCUGUACAGUGUAUUUAAAGCAGUACAGGUGAUUAAUUAUAUAAUUCCUUCCAAAUUCCCCCCUUUCAUGUGUCCAUAAGAGUUUCAUAGGAAUUCUGUUUAUAUAUCAGAAGCAUCUCCAAAGCAAUCCGUUGUAGCAUUCUAACAAUCAAAUAUUUUUACAGAAUCAUGUACUAUUUUGAAAUUACUUGUGUUACUUGAAUGUUGACCCCAUUAAGGGUGAAAUUUUGGACAUAUAUCUUCUGCUAUAGGAUAACUUUGUUGUUAGUUCUUGAAA
Ricinus communis (castor bean) is the source of this 3071-nucleotide messenger RNA. RefSeq names its product ATP-dependent zinc metalloprotease FTSH 11, chloroplastic/mitochondrial. Gene Ontology annotation, cellular component: membrane; chloroplast thylakoid. Gene Ontology annotation, molecular function: ATP-dependent peptidase activity; metalloendopeptidase activity; ATP binding. The transcript is spliced from 17 exons. Gene Ontology annotation, biological process: proteolysis. Bases 309 to 2756 code for a protein of 815 amino acids. Lineage: Eukaryota; Viridiplantae; Streptophyta; Magnoliopsida; Malpighiales; Euphorbiaceae. The record is from RefSeq and is a predicted model, not a curated record.